UAGAGCACAAACAUUCUGCCAUACACAAAUCCUGGCCACACACGUACACUACAUGAGCAAUAAUAUGUGGUCACCUGCUCGUCGAACAUCCCAUUCCAAAAUCAUGGCCAUUAAUAUGGAGUUGGUCCACCCUUUUGUUGGUUUAACAGCCGCCACUCUUCUGGGAAGGCUUUCCACUAGAUGUUGGAACAUUGCUGUAUGGACUUUCUUCCAUUCAGAGCAUUAGUGAGGUCAGGCACUGAUGUUGGGCAAUUAGGCCCGGGAAGUCGGCGUUCCAAUUCAUCCUAAAGGUGUUCGAUGGGGUUGAGGUCAGGGCUCUUUGCAGGCCAGUUAAGUUCUUCCAUACCGAUCUCGACAAAUCAUUUCUGUAUGAACCUCACUUUGGCCAUGGGGGUAUUCUCAUGCUGAAACUGUUGCCACAAAGUUGGAAGCAUUGAAUCGUUUAGAAUGUCAUUGUAUGCUGUAGCUUUAAGAUUUCCCUUCACUGGAACUAACUAGUCCGAACCAUAAAAAAACAGCCACAGACCAUUAUUCCUCUUCCACCAAACUUUACAGUUGGCACUAUACAUUGGGGCAGGUAGCAUUCUCCUCGUAUCCGCCAAACCCAGAUUCGUCCGUCGGACUGCCAGACGGUCAAGUGUGGUGAUUCACUCCAGAGAACGCGUUUCCACUGCUUCAGAGUCCAAUGGCAGCGCUCUUUACACCACUCCAGCCAAUGCUGGAAGGGUGAUGCUGAAAUUGCCAAGUCCACUAAUUUGAAGGGGUGUCCACAUACUUAUUUGUACAUAGUGUACCUCUCUGUUACACACAUCAAUUGAUCUGACUACAUGGUGUUUGUUUUUAUGUAAGACAUCUCAUCUGGGCAGAAAAACACUGAACUGAAUAAACUGCUAAAGAAGAGUGCAGGAUAUCUAGUCUGCCAAUGUGAACGUAUUGAUGUUAGGUAUUGCACAAAACAGCCCUGGAGUAUUCCUACCUUAGUGGACUUUGUCUACGUUUAUCCUCAACACUAGUUUUUGAAAUAUUAGACCGUAAAUCUAAUGUCAUUAUGACCAAUUGGAUUGAAUCGAGAGAAUUGGCUCAACAAUAGGAUUGGCACCAGGGUUGGGUUAAGUCUAAAAAUUAUAUUCUAAUUCAAUUCCCCCCUCCCUGAAAAUUAUAUUUAAUUCAAAUUCCAGGUCAGUCUUUGAAUUCAGACAUUCAUUUCCUCUCAAUUCCAAUGUUAGGUCAAUUCCGAGGAUUCAAUCUCUAAUGCAAUAUUAUCCCCGAAAACUCAAAUUUCUUCAGGCUGAUCAUGUCAUUGUUCAGACAACCUAGCUAUAUUGAAAUUAUUUAAAUUGCAGUCAAUUUGUGAUACGAAGUUCAUUAACUGUGAAAUUUACAAAUAUUAAAUUCAAAGUCAAAACGGUCUAAUUUCAAGAUUGUUGAAAUUAUAUUGAAUUCAAUGUAAAUUCUCCACUUCAUGAGUGAAUUUAAUUGGAAUUUUAAAUUGGAAUUGACCACAACCCUGAUUGGCACAAAACACUUACUUGUGUGGUAAUUGGUCCUCAAUUGCUCAGAGCUCCUUCUGGCAUACAGUACACAGACACCUGGGUCAAGGCCAAAGGAUGGACUCCAUCAGAUUGUGACUCCUGAGAACACUGUUUCGGCACACUGAGUGAGCUGGCGUAGACCAGAUCAGACUAACUGGGAAUCCCACUCUACUCCAGACCCAUUAGGCUGCCAUUUUGACUUGCUCAACUUAUCCAAACUGUAGUAUUUGGGAUCUACAUCUGUUUAUAUUAGUUACUAUGCUGUUACUAAGCGGUGAUGUAUUACGACAGUGUUACGUUACUACACCUAAUAGGAAAUGCACAUGCGCACUAGUGUGCCCGGGGACUGUAGAGCACGAGAGGUUUUGACUAAACGAAAACUAACUGUACUCCCGUCUCCUGCCUGGUCAUUUCUCCACAACACAGAUAUUACAGUGGCGACGAGGUGAUUAAACUUAUUUAACGGACAUUGCUUGAAGGGAAGAAUGUUGCGUGAAUAAUGAAACUCAAUAUAAUUACGUAAUUCGUCAUUUUUUAUUUUCUUUCGCCAGUAAAAAAAGGCUAAGCACUGCUAGCAGGUACAGUGUUCAGGAGCUGCCAAGUAGCAAGACUAUUGGAGUCCAGAAUAGCGACACUGCCCUCUGGUGGUUAAAUAAAAAAACUGUCAUUGAACCCAUUGAAAUUAGGCGAUCUCAGUGGAGAAAUAUUGUCAAGAAAAAAAAAAGGAAGAAGGAACGUAACACGGUGUGUACAUUAUUACAAAUGAGUGCAGUGAACGAAGUAAUUGCAGAAACUUCUGAAGUGAAGAAUUAGAUGAAAAUUAAGGAAUAAGGAAACUGAACAAUUAACUGUGAAAAUGGCAACCAUUGGUCGAGUACCAGUUUGAGGCUACAAAAGAGGAUUUUGAUUCCUAUUUGGAGCGUUUUGAGCGUUGGCUGGCUGCAAAUGAAAUCAAAGAUGAAAAGAAAGCAGAUGUAUUUCUCAGUGUUUUGGGUCCAACUGAGUAUGGAUUGAUGAAAGGUCUCAUUGAACCAAUAAAAGCAGUGAAGUUGAACUAUGCAGAACUGACUGAAACUCUUUCAAGGCAUUUCAAGCCUAAGCCAAUUCUCAUUGCAGAAUGUUUCAGAUUUUACCAACGUCACCAGAGUCAAGGGGAAACCGUGGCUGACUACAUCCUUGCUUUGAAAAGGCUGGCAAGUACAUGUGAGUUUGCACAAUUUCUUGAUGAUGCUCUUCGAGACAAGUUUGUAUGUGGUCUCACAGGUGAAGCAUAUCACAGAAGGCUUCUGUCAGAGAAGGACCUAACCUUUCGGAAAGCCUGUGAUAUCGCACUUGGACUCGAGCUUGCCCACAGGGAUACUAUUGAGCUAUCGGGAUAUGCAGAACGUCAGAAAGGUGUUCACAAGGUCAGUGAUGCACGUGGUGAAAAAGGCUCACAAAAGUCACACUUUUCUCAGCCCCGUCCUCAAGGUUACACAAGAACAAAGCAGCCCACAUCUCAAAGGUCUAAGCCAAGUUGCUACAGAUGUGGGGGAGAUAAUCAUCAGCACAGUGAAUGUCGAUUCCAAAUGUAAAGUGCCACAAUUGUGGAAAGGUUGGACAUUUACAGAAAGUGUGUAAAGCCUCAAAACGCACAGCAAGAGCGCACAGUGUCAGACGCAGCACAAGAAGAGGAAGGUACUACUGAAACAGUAUUGGAACUGUCCACAGUGUACACAGCUCAACAACAAAAAGAUGGAAUCUAUCUCAACAUGGAGUUAGCGGGAAAACCGGUAAAAAUGCAGCUGGACACCGGAGCGUCUGUAUCUCUGGUUCCAGAGAGACUCUACAAAGAAACUGAAAGAGUGCCCUCUUCAGCCAGCGUCCAUCCGCCUUUCUUCAUACACUGGUGACACUAUUCCUGUGUUAGGGCAGAUGCAGGUACCAGUCCGGUAUGAGGGGAAGGAGUGGACGCUACCGCUUGUCAUUGUUAAAGGAGAAAAAUCAGCCUUGCUAGGCAGAAACUGGCUACAAAAGAUCAAGUUGAACUGGGGAGAAAUCUUCAGUCUGAGAAAGGACAAACCAGUGAGUCAGGCUACACUCACUAACAUGCUGGAGAAGCACAAAGAACUUUUCAAGGAUGGCUACGGCGAAAUACAAGACUUCACAGCAAAAGUCAGAGUGCAAAAAAGGAACCAAGCCUAUCUUUCACAAACCACGUCCAGUUCCCUAUGCUCUUAAGGAAGCAGUAGAGAAGGAACUGGACCGCCUACAGAAGAAUAACAUAAUCACGAAAGUAGCGAGGAGCGACUGGGCCGCUCCGAUUGUUGUAGUCCCAAAGAAAGUCAAGACCGUCAGAAUGUGCGGUGACUACAAGGUCACAGUAAAUCACUGCAUACUACCAGAGGAUUAUCCACUACCAAACGCUGAAGAUCUGUUUGCCACUCUAGCUGGUGGGAAGGUUUUCAGUAAGCUGGACCUGGCAUUCACUUAUCAGCAACUGAAGCUGGAUCCGGAGUCAGAACAGUAUCUGACCAUCAAUACACACAAGGGGCUAUUCAGAUUCAAUCACUUGGCCUAUGGAAUCUCGACAGCUCCAGCGAUAUUCCAACACACAAUGGAUCAGAUCUUGGACGGUAUAGACAACGUUGUGUGCUUCAUGGACGUCAUCCUCGUGUCAGCACCAACCAUUGGAGAGCACCUUGUAGUGGAACUAUUACGGAAAGUUUGUGGCAAACUUGUCCACAUUGUUGCAUCCGCUUCACCAACUGCUGCAGGCCGAUACAAAGUGGAAUUGGUCCCCACAAUGCGAAGAAGCAUUCAAGACUUGCAAACAUCGUCUGCUAAAGAGCAAGUGGCUUGCCCACUACAACACAGAGAUGAAGCUGAGACUCGCGUGUGAUGCAUCUCCAUACGGAGUAGGAGCCGUCAUCUCACAUGUUCUAUCGUCAGGUGAAGAACACCCUAUUGCAUUUGCAUCACGGACUCUGUCACCAAGUGAGAAAAAUUAUGCUCAAAUUGAGAAGGAAGCCCUGAGCAUAAUAUUCGGAGUGAAGAAGUUUCACAAAUACCUGUACGGAAGGAAGUUCCAACUGCUGACAGAUCACAAGCCUCUGUUGGCCAUCCUUGGACCAAAAUCAGCUAUACCAACCCUUGCUGCACUUUGAAUGCAACGUUGGGCUCUGAUAUUGUUAGCCUACAACUACGAGAUUGAGUACAGACGAUCCAGUGAUCACGCAAAUGCAGAUGCACUAUCAAGACUACCAUGCAAUAGUGACUCCGACAGUGAAGAUGAUAGAGCAGUCUUCCAGAUCGCUCUCAUUUGACGAACUGCCCAUAUCUGCUUCAGACAUAGCAGAGGAAACAAGGAAAGAUCCAGUGCUUUUCAAAGUCUUGGACUUAACAUUAGGAGGUUGGCCAAACUUCGUAAAUGACGAUAACCUUCGUCCAUUCAUCGACAAGAAAGACCAGUUGUCCACUGAUCAAGGAUGUGUUCUGUGGGGAUCAAGGGUGGUGGUACCUCACAAAUUCCAGAGGAGACUGCUAUCUGACCUGCAUGAGGGACAUCCAGGGAUCACUCGAAUGAAAGCACUCGCUCGCAGUUAUCUGUGGUGGCCUGGACUGGAUCAGGACAUUCAACAGCAUGUAGGCCACUGCUCACCUUGUGAAGCUGUUCGCAACAAGCCUGCUGCUGCACCUCUUCAUCCAUGGUCCUGGGCUGCUACACCUUGGGAACGCAUCCAUGUGGAUUACGCCGAGAUUGACAAGCAACAUUUCCUUGUUGUCGUCGAUGUCCAUUCCAAGUGGAUGGAAGUGUUCCCUACUCAACUGACCACAGCUGAGAAGACCAUCAAUCUUCUCAGACACCUGUUCGCAUCCUUUGGACUAGUCAAGGAGCUCGUAUCGGACAAUGGCCCUCCUUUCACGUCAAACGAUUUUGAAAUGUUUCUCAAGAACAAUGGAGUAAGGCACAUCCGGUCAUCACCUUACCAUCCGGCAUCAAACGGAGCAGCGGAGAGAGCCGUGCAAACCUUUAAGAAGGCCUGGACUAGACUCGAGGUUCAGUCUGUGCCCACCCAACAAAGGCUUCCCCGGUUCCUGUUUACUUACCGCAACACACCACACACAGUAACGGAAUGUACACCAGCUGAACUGUUUCUGAGACGCCAACCACGUACCCGCCUGACAUUGUUGAAACCAGACUUGUCAAGCACUGUGGCAAAGCACCAGCUACAGCAGAAGAAAGCUCAUGACAGACACUCAAAGACUGUCAGAGAAUUCAAAGAGGGAGAGAGGGUGAUGGUACGUGAUUUCAGACACCCCAAGAGCCUGUGGAACUCAGGUGUGCUCUUGCAACGCAAAGGACCUUUGACUUACCAAGUCCAAAUUGGUCAUCGCCAGGUCAACGUUCAUGUGGAUCAUCUGCUACGGUCCAACGCCCCAGCAGAGAAACGCUGAGAGAACAAGAACAAUAACGACCCCCAGGGCUAUUCUCCUGACUGUGGACGUACGGGAGAGACAGAGCCUGACCUUCCACCCAAACCUGGCCCACUACCGGAAGCCCAGGAGGAGCGGAGAUAUCCUAUUCGACAGCGAAGGGCACCUCAAAAGCUUGACCUGUGAGUUGAGCUGUUUAAGGUAACAGACAGUAAAACAAACAAACACUUUAAUAUGUCCUAGAUAAAAGGAAAGAAAACGGACAUUACCUGGGUUAGUUAUUAGGACACAAACUCCAUCUUCGGGGCAGAAUAAUCCCCUGGAUUUGUGCUGGACUCUGAAAAGUCUGCUUCAACCCAGUAGUUGAAAAAUGUUAAGAAUGCAUUGUUCAGAUAUAUUUCAUUAGUAGUUCCCUAACAUAUUUACCUUGUUCUCUGGGAGUUAAAAACUAUGGGGGAGGAGUGUAGUAUCUGGGAUCUACAUCUGUUUAUAUUAGUUACUAUGCUGUUACUAAGCGGUGAUGUAUUACGACAGUGUUACGUUACUACACCUAAUAGGAAAUGCACAUGCGCACUAGUGUGCCCGGGAACUGUAGAGCACGAGAGGUUUUGACUAAACGAAAACUAACUGUACUCCCGUCUCCUGCCUGGUCAUUUCUCCACAACACAAAUAUUACACAAACAAGCCCACUUCAGUGAUAAAUAUUGUUUGAUGGUUGAUUGUAGAUACGCUGGUUAAUGGUGUCUUAGAGGUUGUAUAAUAUGUUAUGUAGACCCUCAUUCACAACAACCUUCGAUAACAUGCAUGAUUGCUAAUUUCCCCUGGCAUGUACAGUACGUUUCUGGGUCACUGGCUCAUAUUUUUAGGAUCUCUAAGACAAGUGGCAUGUAGGCCUAUGUUACCCUGGUUAAAUGCUUCCCAAAGGUUCCUUUUCUAAAUUCCUCAUAAUGCGUUUUCAUGACAGAUGUUGAAAUAGAGCAGGGAAGCACCAAAACAAGUCAUCAUUCAGAGAUCAGGUGAUAUCCAUUAUGCCCUAUGAGUAACUUCUGGAGACUAAUGUAAACCCUUGCUCUC
Messenger RNA from Salvelinus fontinalis (brook trout), 7022 nucleotides. RefSeq lists its product as uncharacterized. NCBI's taxonomy places the organism in Eukaryota, Metazoa, Chordata, Actinopteri, Salmoniformes, Salmonidae. Gene Ontology annotation, biological process: DNA integration. The transcript has a single exon. The record is from RefSeq and is a predicted model, not a curated record. Bases 4752 to 5969 code for a protein of 405 amino acids. Gene Ontology annotation, molecular function: nucleic acid binding.